Messenger RNA from Sinocyclocheilus grahami, 1193 nucleotides. Its product is annotated as interphotoreceptor matrix proteoglycan 2-like. Gene Ontology annotation, molecular function: hyaluronic acid binding; heparin binding. Gene Ontology annotation, biological process: visual perception. The record is from RefSeq and is a predicted model, not a curated record. The coding region runs from base 438 to 1193 and encodes 251 amino acids. NCBI's taxonomy places the organism in Eukaryota, Metazoa, Chordata, Actinopteri, Cypriniformes, Cyprinidae. The transcript has 7 exons.
AGUAUGCCUCCACUGAGAACUGUAUAUUGGGUUCAGAUUAUUUUGGUUUAUGGAUAUCUGGCAAAUCAGAUUUUCCUUGUUUUCUCCUUAACUCCUCAUUUCCAGCACAUGUAUAUUUGGUUUGCGCUCAUAGUUAACUCCAGUUCUUCCAGUUACUGCUUGAUUAGCUGCUCUACAGGAUUACUAAACAAGAUUAGAAGAAGAAAAAAAGGAAAAUCCCUUCCAUCUGCCUACCUGCCAUAGGAUCCCCACAGUUCUACACCUGUGCUCAUCUUUGACAAUCUGGAUAGCAAUUUAUAACAACAAUAUACUAUCAUAACUAUCAGUGGAUACUGUGUAACAGGUAUGCACAGGUGUGGGAAGGUUUGGUCACAUCGUCCGAAGUGAAGCGGCUACUAUUGCACAACAGCUUAAUUUUCAAGCCACAGGAAGUCACUAUGUGGAAACUCAUAUGGACCUGUAUCCUGUGUUGGUUAGGCUGCAUUUUUGCAAUAAGCCAGCUGGAUAUUUCUGCAGGGGAAGUUGACCGUAUUCUCAUGUUUGGAAACUCCGAUAAGCACUCACAAAGAUUGUUUCAAAGGUUUGUGGAAAAGCCUGCAGACCAUGGACCCUUGCCAAGACAUAAGCGUAAUGUUUUUCUGUCCAGUGGACUACGCCUCUGCAGUCAAGAAACAGUGCAGCAAGCCGUCAGUAACCACCUGAAAUAUUACCAGCUCAGAGCAUGUCAGGAAAUCGUGUGGGAGGCUUUCAAAACCUUCUUGGAUCGCCUCCCAAAUCAGGACGAAUACAAGAGCUGGAUGAGCCAGUGCCAGACAGAAAGACUCUCUAUACAGGAGAUUGGCGCUGCCUUUAGCCAAUCAGAAGAACACUUAGCACUUAUCCACAAAAGACUUGCGCAGACGGGGCUGAAAAGUAAUACACCUAGAUACUCAGUAUGCAGACCUGAGGAGUCUUCGCAAGACCAUGUGCCACCAGGUCUGUCUAUUAUGAUUGUUGUUGCUGACAAGGCCUGUCAGGUUGAGGUGCGGUUGCUCCUGGCCUACAGCUCCAGCAGCAGUAAACCAUCUGCCUCUAAACCUGUGUGGAAUGAGAGUCUGGACGGCCUGCCCACCAGCGAGAGCUGCAUCGAGGGCACAAUCCACCUCAGCAAACCCGUCAAAGUCUUCAUCAUGCCCAAACCAGCUCGCCGCUGA